This is a messenger RNA of Centropristis striata (black sea bass), 2740 nucleotides long. RefSeq names its product LUC7 domain-containing protein. The record is from RefSeq and is a predicted model, not a curated record. NCBI's taxonomy places the organism in Eukaryota, Metazoa, Chordata, Actinopteri, Perciformes, Serranidae. Gene Ontology annotation, cellular component: U1 snRNP; U2-type prespliceosome. Gene Ontology annotation, molecular function: mRNA binding. Gene Ontology annotation, biological process: mRNA splice site recognition. Bases 562 to 1839 code for a protein of 425 amino acids. The transcript is spliced from 10 exons.
CCGACCAGCGCGCGGGGCUGACUGCAGCACUUCCUCGAGGCGGAGGGACUAGAGCGCGCGCUCCGGUGGGGAAGUGGAAAAGGCGGAAGAAAGGACGUUGAAAUAAACUUGCCAACUUCUGGCUGACUGUCUAGAAAAAACAUUUGGAUAGUAAUGUUGCAGAAACACAGGUCCGUUCCUCCUGUGCUGGUUUAGUUAGCUAACACGGUCAGCCCGGCUCUGACACCCAGUCACCGCUCUCUCUCAGCCGGCCACACGGCUCCACGGGACUCCGGCACUUUGAACCAGACUUUAACCGACCCGGAGCCUCCACCGUCACAAAGUCACAGUUAUCUGUUGUUAAAGUGCAGUGACAGACACUCAGUUUCACUAACGUUACACACAACCCGCUCGGCGGGACUCGGGCUUCUCCUCCUGGUGGGAAAAGUUGUCCGCUGGUCGGUCGGUCGGUCGGUGGUCUGGUUGGAGGAGCCGACGAGGCCUGCAGUCGAGGCGGCUGCAUGUGUGGAGACUGUUGCUGCUGCAGGCGACGAGUGACUCACACACCGAUAGCCCACAAACAUGUCGGCCCAGGCACAGAUGCGAGCCAUGCUGGACCAGCUCAUGGGGACGGGGAGAGACGGAGAUACCAUGCGGCAGAGAAUCAAAUUCACAGAUGAGCGAGUCUGCAAAAGUCACCUCCUGGAUUCAUGUCCUCAUGAUAUUCUGUCAGGCACCAGAAUGGAUCUGGGAGAGUGUAUGAAAGUACAUGACUUGGCCCUCAGAGCAGACUACGAGAUCGCCUCUAAGGAGCAGGAGUACUUCUUCGAACUAGAUGCUGCUGAACACCUUCAGUCUUUCAUCGCUGACUGCGACCGGAGAACCGAACUGGCAAAGAAGAGACUAGCCGAGACACAGGAUGAGAUCAGCGCUGAAGUGGCUGCAAAGGCUGAACGUGUCCACGAGCUGAAUGAAGAGAUCGGGAAGAUGCUGGCUCGAGCGGAGCAGCUUGGCAGCGAGGGGAACGUAGACGAAGCCCAGCAACUGCUUGAAAUGGUGGAGAAGACCCGGGGCUUGAAGAAAGAAGCAGAGGAUGUGUACAGAAACUCGAUGCCAGCCUCCAGCUUUCAACAACAAAAACUAAGAGUGUGUGAGGUGUGCUCUGCUUACUUGGGUCUUCAUGACAAUGAUCGUCGUCUAGCUGACCAUUUUGGGGGCAAACUGCACCUCGGCUUCAUUGAAAUACGGGAGAAGCUUGAAAAGCUCAGGAAAGCAGUUAUAGAGAAACAAGAAAGAAUGCGAACAAGAAGACGAGAGGAACGUGAAAGAGAUGACGAAAGAGAGCGACAGUGGGAGUUGGAGCGGGAACGAGAAAGAGAGCGGGAACGAGAGCGCGAAAGGGAGCGAGAAUGGGAAAGGGAGCGAGAAAGGGAGAGGGACCGAAGGAGGUCAAGAUCUAGAAGUGGAGAACGAUACAGGGAAGGGGGCUCGUCGUCCUCCCAUCAUUCAAGACGCCACCACUCUUCUCGUUCCAGAGAAGAAGGUGGAGAACGGGAUCGGGAGAGGGAGAGGAAACAUCGACACAAGGACAGCCAUCGCUCGCGCUCCCACUCUCACAGACGCAAAAAGAAGAGGUCCUCCAGAGAAAGAUCAUCUCACACUCGCGAAAGAGAGCCCUCGCCGUCCCAGGAGCAGUCUGCAGAGGGUUGGCGUGAGGACAAGCCAGAGUGCAGAGACUGGGCGGACAAAGAGAAGUCCCCGAAUGCGGACACAGCCAAGGGCAGGGAACGAGAGAGAUCCCUGUCGUACGAGCGGGACCGACGCUCCAGCUCAGAGGAGCGAGAGUCCGGGGAGAUAUGAACAGAAGUGGACAUCUCCAAAGUCUUUUGAUUUGGAUAUAUUAAUUACUAAAAAGGCGCAUGGAGAGAUGAGUGUGUGUUGGCGUGAAUGUGUGUGUGUCUGCUUUGUAUGUGCGUUCAUGUUUAAAGAGGGAUGUGUACAUUAGCAGGGGUGGAUGGUGGAAGCCUAGCAUGGGGAUGAGGGAACGGCUUCAGUGGUGGCGGUCAAAGAAACAUGCAAAACCAACUUUUAUAAGAAUGAAUUGUGAAGCUGGUGUGAACUGGAAGCAGUACAGUCAUUUUUUAUGCCAUCUCGUCGAUCGUAUGUACAGUUACUUUGACAGUGACGAGUGAGUGAAGAGACAGCAGUCCUACUUUGAGUCUGUUAUGAUUUUGCUCACAAGUGCUGUUAUUUUUUUUUUAUCAUUAGUUGAACCUUCAAUGUUGGUACUGUUUUUUUCUCUUCUCUUCCAUUAGAAAUCAAUCAGUUUCAGUAGCUGUGGAUUAAUUUACAAGGGUUGGAUUCAUUAAUGGGGCAUCCCUUUCAGUAAUGUUUGAAAUGAGCUGUGAAUGACUGAAGGCACUUCUGAUGUUUGUGUUUUAUUUUCUGCCUUCGAGCCAUAACAAUCUCAUUUGGGAAAUCCGUUACACAUCCCCAAGCCUGCCUUUAAUUCGGGAUGCAGUGAAGAGCUCCUACUUUGAAAAUAAACUCUCUGGUCCCCCUGAAAGAAGUCAUCCAAAUAGUUCAGCUCAGUUCCUGACAUGUGAAUGCAUAAAGAUGAUGUGCAUAUUUACAUACUGACACUUAAAGGCCCAGGGACUCACGUCCUGUUUGCUGUGAUACAACCUGGUUGUACUGGGGGAGUCUACUUUGCUGUGCCACCAUUAAGUGAAUAAAAUUUACUGCUUCUAUUCAAAUACAA